CUCUCUCUCUCUCUCUCUCUCUCUCUCUCUCUCUCUCUCUCUCUCUCUCUCUCUCUCUCUCUCUCUCCAGCCAUUGAAAACGCGGAGAAGAAUCGCAUCAACAAGUCUCCAAUAGACAGUUUUGCUCCUGCUGGCGAGAGACUGACACUCAUUCCUCCAGGCCCCGCAGUCACUCCUCCAGACUCGGGGGGCCAGCUAGUGCCAGUAUCUACCUAGCUGUCGGCGGGGGAGGACGUGUGCGCGUGGCCUGGUGUUUCAGUGGCGCUAACCUGAACAUCCCGUAGUGCUCGUCUCGGAAACUGUAUACAUAUCACCGGAAUAAUUUGGCGAACUGAAAUAUGUUUCAGAUGUGACUAGAGACUGAACAUAAAAUAGAAAGCGUUGAAUAAAAGUAAUUUAAAAGAAAAGUAAUUAUAAUUACCGCAAGUGAGAGUUUUUACUGAUGGCGAGGAGAGGACAGUGAAAUGAAAUGGUGACGGUGAGCGGCAGGGGUUAGUGCCACACAGCGACCCGCCGCACCUGUGUCGUCAUGCUCCAGUGUGGGCCGCGACGCUGCAGCGAGGAGCGUCAACACCUGGUGCCGGUGUGGCAGUGGUAGUGGUGCCCCGCGUGGUAGAGGUAGAGCAUCAUGCUGGCCUCCAGGAGGCGUGGGUCCUGUGGCGGGGUUGGCGACCGUGUCAAGGCCCAGUAUUGUGGCAAGGGUGAAGGGUGCUGGGGGGAUCGCCACACCCUCCAGGAACGAGCAACGGGUGUUCUGGCCGCCCUGGUGGAAGGCGCCGUGGACGCUCCUAAAGAGUCUCACUCCCUCACGCCCAUUGCCUCAUACUUACUCACGCUAAACUCCCGCCUCCUGACCACUACCAUGACCGCGGUGAUAGCCAGUCGACCCCGCUGGCUGCCCCUCGAGUACCACUGGGCUCCCCUUGACCACGACCCUCUGUUGGGACUGUUGCGUCUGGUGGGGGCGCGUCUUACUUCCCUCACCUACACGUGCCACCCGCUGUCGCGCGAGCCCCUGCUGCAGGCCUUGGCCGCCAUGCCUUCCCUCAUCUCUCUCUCUCUGCCGGAGACCGCUGACAAUAACGUGCUAUCGGUAGUGGGCGCCGCCUGCCCCUUCCUUGCCUCCCUCUGCGUGCGGGGCUCCAGAGCUGUUACUGACGAUGGCGUGCGUCGGCUGCUCCUCCGACGCCACACAUACACUCGCUCUCGCUGGCGCCGUCUGUUCUCUCGCUGGCGAACGCUGCGGGCCUCCUUCACCCGCCAGCAGGCUUGCUACCGCCCGCUGCCGCCGCCUGUCUUCAGUGAUCAGGCUCUGCUGCCUCCCCUCGACCCCGACCAUCUCAAUCCCCUGAGUGCCACGCUGACCCUCCUGGACCUGGGCGGCACCAGGGUCACCACGCAAGUGGCAGAGUGGGCCCGCAGCCUUCUUCCCCCUCAGGCCAGCGUGGAGGUGACCCACGCCCACCGCGCCCUCCACUCUCAGGGCUCCCUCGAGGAUCAAAUGGUCGGCCUCCUGGCGCCCCUCACACCCUAGGCCGCUCAUGCCGACUAUCCACACCCUGUAUGAUUGUGCUCACACACACACACACACACACACACACACACACACACACACACACACACACACACACACACACACACACACACACACACAGACAAAGGUUAUCUUACAUUAAGUGGACGACAAAGUGUAGUAUACGUAACUAAAAAAAAAAAAAAAUAGAAGGAAAUAAAAAAAUGUGUUUUUCUUACCUACGUUUAAAAAUACGAACACCAUUAUUGUUUGAGUUGAGACACAAGGCCGCGCUAAGGAGGUGGCGAGGCACAGGUGGUGGUGCUUGUGUGAGGUGGUGGCGGUAAUUAGGGUCACUACAUUCCAACGCACACCUCAUGACCCUCUCCUCAUGAUGACGCCGCCACACACACACACACACACACACACACACACACACACACACACACACACACACACACACACACACACACACACACACACACACACGAAGCCUCCACACUACACUCCCAGCGGCUCCUUCGACGUCAUCACAGCCACAACGACGCUCCAUAACCUCACUUUACGGGUGAGUUGGCAGACGAGCGACUGGCACUCGUCCAGGCAGAGAGGUUGAGGUGAGGUGAGGUCAAGUGAAGCAUGGAAGAGAUGCAGCAGGGUGGGGCUGGAAAGAGGCAGAAAAGGUUGAGGCGCUGUGUGAGGUAAGGGGCAGGACAGGGUAGGACUGGAAAAAGAGGCAGAAGAUGCGGUGAGGCGACAUGAGGUAGGGAAGCGGUAGGGCAGUGCUGAAAAGAGACAGAAAAAGGUAAUGUGAGGUGAAGCAGGGAAGGGAAGCGGUAGGACAGAGCUGGAAAAAGAGAAAGAGGUUGAGGUGAGGUGAAUCAGGGAAGAGAAACGGUGGGGCGAAGAUGAAAAAAGAGGCAGAGGUUGAGGUGGUAGUGAAGCAGGCAGGAGGGAAGCGGCAGGGAGGGACCGGAAAGAGGCUGAAGAGGGUGGAGUGAGGCGGAGCGGGGCAGAGCGGGGCGGAGCUUGAAAGAGAGGAGGGGACAGAGGAUUCAACAUUUCAGGUCGAGUUUUUUAAGUGUAUACUUGGAAAUCGUGGGCAGUAUAUUUUUUGUGUUAAGUGAUGAGGUAUUUUCUAUGUAUAUUUUAAGUUUCUCCAUUUUAUUGCAAUCUAACUAGACCUGAACGAACCUAAAUCAGUCUAACUCCACCCAAACCUAACCUAACCUAACUUGAUGUAUCGUAACGUAACUUAACCUGACCAGAGACUUAAUUGUUUUAGCUGACCGUGCGACCCAAACAAUAUAUUCUGUCUAGAACAUUGAUUCCUGCCAGUAAAAGCUACACACACACACACACACACACACACACACACACACACACACACACACACACACACACACACACACACACACACACACACACACACACACAUCAACGCGAGUGCUGCUUUCUUUAUUUACUUUCCCUGAAUUGAACCAUUGAAUGCGUCUCUGUACCGUCACCUGCUGGAGAGGGAAAAAGGUCCGAAUGGGAUGGAGUGGAAUGAAAGAGACAAGCGUCCAGUGGAAUGAAGGACUAGGUGGAGAAGAGGGAGCGGCAGGAGUGGAGUGGAUAACAAAAUAAAAAGAAAAAUGAAGGAAAGUGGAUUGGAGGAAGCAAGCUGGAAAGGAAAGGAGACAAGGUGGAUUGGAUUAGCUUGGCGGAUGGGAGAGAAAGAGAGGAGGCAGGGAAUGUGUGUGUGUGUGUGUGUGUGUGUGUGUGUGUGUGUGUGUGUGCGAGCGGGUGUGGUAGCUCUAAAUUAAAUUAAGACAAGCGGAAAAAGAAGAAAAGCGAAAUGAGAAGAGAUGAAAUAAGAACGAAA
Portunus trituberculatus (swimming crab) is the source of this 3380-nucleotide messenger RNA. RefSeq lists its product as uncharacterized. The record is from RefSeq and is a predicted model, not a curated record. Lineage: Eukaryota; Metazoa; Arthropoda; Malacostraca; Decapoda; Portunidae. The coding region runs from base 629 to 1534 and encodes 301 amino acids. The transcript has 3 exons.